This is a messenger RNA of Sebastes umbrosus (honeycomb rockfish), 3689 nucleotides long. It is a transcript of the gene pip5k1ca, whose product is annotated as phosphatidylinositol-4-phosphate 5-kinase, type I, gamma a. The transcript is spliced from 17 exons. Lineage: Eukaryota; Metazoa; Chordata; Actinopteri; Perciformes; Sebastidae. The record is from RefSeq and is a predicted model, not a curated record. Gene Ontology annotation, biological process: phosphatidylinositol metabolic process. Gene Ontology annotation, molecular function: phosphatidylinositol kinase activity. The coding region runs from base 305 to 2431 and encodes 708 amino acids.
CCUCCUACAGAACCUCACAUUGUAUCCAGCACUAGAAACCAGCAGCAGCUCAGUAGCAGCAGCAGCAAGUGCGGUGCAGUUCGACCUGAGCGGACGCUGUUCCGCUUGUCGUGAGGAGAAAACACCGCACAGAUGAAGAAGGGACCCUCGCGGAUAACUAUCACUAUCAAUCCCUCCGUUUGAUUACUUUGCUAACAUACAUCAGACAACAACACAGUCCUCCUUCUUCUCACACCGUCUGCUGUGUCUUCUUUCUUUCGGAGAGGACUUGCCUGUGCUUUUGUUGUUUCCUCCGGGAGGCUGAAUGGAAGCAGCAGCCGAGGGAGCGGUCGGGCUGUCGUCGGAGGCCGGGGACGGGAGCCCUCUAUCCGGGGCCGAAGCAUCCGAUGAUGGGGACACGGUGGUUGGAGUUAGCUACGGCAUGGACACCGCAGACAUGGAUGCUGCUGCUAGGAAAGCCUUCAUCACAGAGAUGCCCUCAUCCUCAGGCCAGCCUGGUCAGGGGAAGAAGAUUGGCCACAGAGGGGUGGAUGCAUCAGGGGAAACUACUUACAAAAAGACCACAUCCUCAGCCUUGAAAGGUGCCAUCCAGCUGGGCAUCGGUUACACAGUGGGCAACCUGAGCUCCAAGCCUGAGAGAGAUGUGUUGAUGCAGGACUUCUACGUGGUGGAGAGCAUCUUUUUCCCCAGUGAAGGCAGCAACCUCACUCCAGCCCACCAUUUCCCGGACUUCCGCUUCAAAACAUACGCUCCCGUGGCCUUCCGCUACUUCAGAGAACUGUUUGGCAUCAGGCCAGAUGACUACCUGUACUCCCUAUGCAAUGAGCCUCUGAUCGAGCUGUCCAAUCCCGGAGCAAGUGGCUCGGUCUUCUAUCUUACGAGGGACGACGAGUUCAUCAUCAAGACUGUGAUGCACAAGGAGGCUGAAUUCUUACAGAAACUGCUGCCUGGAUACUACAUGAACUUGAAUCAGAACCCUCGCACUUUGCUGCCCAAGUUUUUCGGCCUUUACUGUGUCCAGUCGGGCGGGAAGAAUAUCCGCGUGGUGGUGAUGAACAACGUCCUUCCCCGCAUAGUCCGCAUGCACCUCAAAUUCGACCUGAAGGGCUCCACCUACAAGAGGCGAGCAUCCAAGAAGGAGAGAGAGAAGGCCAGGCCCACUUUCAAAGACCUGGAUUUCAUGCAAGACCAUCAGGAUGGACUGAUGCUGGACCAGGACACUUACAACGCGCUGGUCAAGACCCUACAGAGAGACUGCCUGGUGCUGGAAAGCUUUAAGAUCAUGGACUACAGUCUGCUGCUCGGGGUUCACAACAUGGACCAGGCGGAGAGGGAGAGGCAGAUGGAGGGCUCCCAGGGCGACAGCGAUGAGAAGAGGCCCGUGGCCGCGCAGAAGGCCCUGUACUCCACAGCCAUGGAGUCCAUCCAGGGAGGAGCCGCCUGCGGAGGGUCCAUCGACACCGACGACACGAUGGGCGGUAUCCCAGCUGUGAAUGGAAAAGGGGAGAGACUUCUUCUCUACAUCGGACUCAUCGACAUCCUGCAGUCUUACAGGCUAAUCAAGAAACUGGAGCACACGUGGAAGGCUUUGGUUCAUGAUGGGGACACCGUAUCAGUCCACCGGCCGGGCUUCUAUGCCGACAGGUUCUUCAAGUUCAUGAGCAGCAACGUUUUCAAGAAGAGCUCCUCUCUGAAGUCAUCUCCAUCCAAGAAGGGUCGUGUGUCGUUGUCGGUGCCCAAGUGUGUUGGUCCUGGUGCAGCCUGGUCAGCCAGCCAGCUGCCCUCUGAGAGAGACGAGAACAUCUACGACCUGAGAGGAGCUCGCAGCUUCCCAACGCUGGAGGAUGAGGGGCGGCCAGAUCUUCUUCCAUGUACUCCUCCAUCGUUUGAAGAGGCCACCACAGCGUCAAUUGCCACCACCCUCUCUUCCACCACCUCUCUGUCCAUCCCAGAGAGAUCCCCUUCUGACAGCGCCGAGAACCCCCGCUACAGGAGGCACACCCAGUCUCUCAGCCACGACGGGAGGACCCAGGAGGAGCUGCGUGUGCGUGAGGAGGAUCAGCAGACCAUCACAGUGGAGGUGGAGUUGAAGAGACCCGACAGUGAGCCCACCAUCUCCGUUCCACAGCCUUCACAUGAAGAAAGUGAGAUUCAGGAAGAAGCUGGCGCAGAGACUGCCGAUGCCGCUGCAGCAGCACCCUCCAGCUCUUUGUCAGCACCUGAAGCAGCAGCAGCCGCCGCAUCCUCCUCCUCGUCUGCCCCAGAUGCUCCCUCUUCAUCCGGGGCAACCAAUGAAGCCCCGUCCAGUCCCAAGGUGGUGGUGUUGGAGGCAGACAGGGCCAGCCAGAAGUCCGGCUCAGGGUGCACCAGCCAGGCUUCGGUCGAUGAUGAAGAUGACGUGCCAAUCUCAGAUAUCUACUUUAGACGUUGACAGAUGGACCGCAGAAAGGGAGUAGCGACUCAGGCUGGUAUGGGAAUGGAGUGUGUGGGCGGUUAAUUGCUUGCAGUGUGUGGUGCAUUCAAUAAAAGGAAUAGUUUUGGGAAAUAGGCUUAUUCGCUUUCUUGCAGAAAGUUACAUGAUAUGAUUGAUACCACUUUACCACCAUAGUCUGGCACAUAACCCCCUGUUAGUUUCUGUAACAACAAACAAAUCAAACAUGUUAAUUAGUGAGCUUCAGAGGUGUUGGUAGGCAGAUUUUCUUAUCUUUUCUUCAGACAUGAGAGUUGUAUUAAUCUUCUCAUCCAACUCACAGCAAGAAAGCAAAUAAGUGUAAUUUCCUGAAACUGUUGAACACAGUGUAUUGCAGUGUGCACUCUGGUUUGGAGUGUUUGCAGAGUGAUAAUAAUAGCAUGUCGACUUCACUUUGGAGUUCCUGUCUGAUAUGAUCGCCAACACGGCCGCAGACACACUCAGCAGCUCAUUUUGUGUGAAUGAGAAGCCUUUGCAGUUUUGCGUGUGUUACUCAGUCUACAGGAUCGUCCUACCAAAAGCGACUACCAUCAGAUAGUGUUGUGUUGGCAGGUCUAAAUGUGCCCAAAAGCACAGUUAGCUAUAAAUUAAUGUAUGAGUGUCAGGUGGAGGAUGGAGAGCGGAGCCAGUGAUCACAGUUACAGAUAGAAACGUUUCCACCUGGCCGCGCUCCUACUGGGUUUCUCCUGUCGGGAAUCAAACACCCUCUAAUGCGGCACGAGAAAUCCUAAUGGCCAACAGGUUAGUCAAAGAGCUCCCUCAGUUAUUUAACAGCCCUCUCAUCUGACCAGCUCUGGCUGAUGCCCAGUUCAUGCUUCAAAAGCCGGACACUCUCUGUAGCAGCAGCAGCAGCAGCAGGGGGUCUGCAGCGCUGCGUGAGGUGACACUGAAGUGUAACUACACAUAAACACUGCAGGCAGGGAGUGACCAAGUGAAAGUAAGUUGUUUCAUCAGCUGUUAGGACACUGCCAGUGAUCCAAACUGAAGUAUGAAAGCCUCACUUAUCUUGUAUAUAAUAAUAAGUUGAUCUUGGUGAAUUUCCGUUAUCAGGAUAAUCGUGACUCUCCUCACCUGAGUGACUUGAAAAAGCUGUCUAGCUCGCUAUCAUGGUAGAGCAGUGGUUACCAACCUAUUUUCCUUGAAGCCACCCUUAAUUGUAUCUAAGAAAAGCUGAGCUCCCCGACAUCAUCAACACCCUAAAAAAAAAAUACAAAUCCUC